Messenger RNA from Medicago truncatula (barrel medic), 2124 nucleotides. RefSeq names its product polygalacturonase At1g48100. The coding region runs from base 457 to 1842 and encodes 461 amino acids. Gene Ontology annotation, biological process: carbohydrate metabolic process. NCBI's taxonomy places the organism in Eukaryota, Viridiplantae, Streptophyta, Magnoliopsida, Fabales, Fabaceae. The record is from RefSeq and is a predicted model, not a curated record. The transcript has 6 exons. Gene Ontology annotation, molecular function: polygalacturonase activity.
UGAGGGACCACAAAUAAAAAAAAGUGAACAUUAAUUGUAAUAGCUACAAAGAAAAAUAACGAAGUUGAGGACCAAAAUAAACCCUAGCUACUAAACCUUCAAAAGUGCUUUCAAAAGCCUCCAAUCGUAUCCUAAUAUACUUUUAACCAACACAAAAUUGACACGUGGCAACAUUUAUAUGCUUUGAGAAACCAUUUAGUAUGAACAAUCAAUCAUAUAGUAAGUUUUUUGAGUAUAAAUAAGAGAUGAUCCUUGCUAGACCAAUCAAUGUGCUAUGUUUUAACAAUAGACCUUAGCCAUUCUUCUUUCUUCAAUUUCAAUCUCUUCCAAUUAUCUUUAACACAAAUAUAAUAUUUCUGAAACAGGAAUUUUUGUCUCUAUAUAUUGAAACAAUCAAUAAUUUAGCAACAUUUUGUUGUAGCACAAUAUUGGGCACAUACAAAUUUUGAAUUUCUCAUGGAUCUCAUUCAUGGACUAUUUAUUCUUUGGAUUACCUUUAUAUUACUUAAUUUGAGAAAUGUGGAUGGAAGGAACCACCUUCACACCAAGCAAAAGAAAGUAUCUUCCCUUCUUCCUUCCAACUCUUCUCCUAGUGUUCCUUCUGACCCUUACCCAAAUGAUCCUCGCGAUUCGUCUUCGGACUGUAUUUUCGAUGUUACAUCAUUUGGAGCAAUUGGAGAUGGUUCAGCAGAUGACACACCUGCAUUCAAGAAAGCAUGGAAAGCAGCUUGUGCUGUAGAGUCAGGGAUUCUUCUGGUUCCAGAAAAUUACACUUUUAUGAUCACUUCAAUUAUUUUUUCAGGUCCAUGCAAACCAGGAUUAGUAUUUCAAGUGGAUGGUAUGCUAAUGGCACCAGAUGGACCUGAUUCAUGGCCAGAGGCAGAUAGCAGAAAUCAAUGGCUUGUGUUCUAUAAACUUGACCAAAUGAGUCUUAAUGGUACAGGAACCAUUGAAGGAAAUGGAGAUCAAUGGUGGGAUCUUCCCUGCAAACCUCACAGGGGUCCAGAUGGAAAAACUUUGUCAGGACCAUGUGGAAGUCCAGCUAUGAUACGGUUCUUCAUGAGCUCCAAUUUAUAUGUGAAUGGACUAAAAAUUGAAAACAGUCCUCAGUUCCACAUGAUAUUUAAUGGCUGCCAAGGAGUAAUGAUCAAUAUGUUAUCCAUUUCUGCACCAAAACUUAGCCCCAACACUGAUGGAAUACAUGUUGAAAACUCAAAAGAUGUUGGGAUAUAUAACUCCUUAAUAAGCAAUGGUGAUGAUUGCAUUUCAAUUGGACCCGGGACUUCAAAUGUGGAAAUAGCUGGUGUAACUUGUGGUCCUAGCCACGGGAUUAGCAUAGGAAGUCUUGGUGUGCACAAUUCUCAAGCAUGUGUCUCAAACUUAACAGUCCGUGACACAGUGAUAAGAGAAUCAGACAAUGGACUAAGAAUAAAGACAUGGCAAGGUGGAAUGGGAUCUGUGUCAAAUUUAAAAUUUGAGAACAUACAAAUGGAGAAUGUAGGAAACUGCAUCCUUAUAGACCAAUACUAUUGUUUGACAAAGGAAUGUCUAAAUCAAACUUCAGCUGUACAUGUUAAUGAUGUGUCCUACAAAAACAUUAAGGGUACUUAUGAUGUUAGAACUGCUCCUAUUCAUUUUGCUUGUAGUGACACUGUUGCUUGUACAAACAUAACACUCUCUGAGGUUGAGCUUUUGCCAUUUGAAGGUGAAUUGUUGGAUGACCCUUUUUGUUGGAAUGCUUAUGGGGCUCAAGAGACUUUGACUAUACCUCCAAUUAAUUGUUUAAGGGAAGGUGACCCUGAGACUGUUGGUGAUCUUUCUACAUAUCAAUGUAGUAAUUAGUUAAUGAUGUAUUAUUAGUCUAAAUUUGGGUAGAAGAUAUAUUAUAUUAUAGUAUAUUACAUUAGGUAUAGAGUUGUGAGAACAAUUUUUUUUUUUUUGAUUGUUAUGGUUUUUUAUGUUGUGCCUCUUAGGAUUCGUCCCUAUUUGGGUGUGUUUUCCCAUAGUGAGCGAUGAGUUGCUGAAUUGGUUCAUUUUUUUGGACCUACAUUGUGAAAGCAUGAUUCAACAUUUAUACUUAUUAUUAUGUGGCUGAAAUAGUAUACAUUUUUUGUUCCCUUUAAA